ACAACUUUACUGCCCUCCCCUCCGAGGAAAAGAAGUUAGAGAACAGCAGGAUUUUUAGUUUGAGCAUAAGAGAAGAAUUGACAAAAAGCACAAAAGAUACAUUAUCUAUGCUAAAAGGCUGUAUCUGAUGACGAGUGCUGAUGGCAGGAGCUAAAUUAGUGGAAAUGUGGAACAGAGGAGAUACAGGGAAAGACUCCUGCAUGGAUCAAGAGAGGGAGUCUCAGUCAAGUAAAAAAUUAUCCCAUUCAAUCGAAGAGAUACUGAGGAGGCCCACAUGUGCCAGAAGAGAGAAAAAAGUUCAUCACAACCGGUCUGUAAUAAAGGAGAACACUGGAGUGUCAAACGAGUGUUUAUCUGCAGAAACCCAGCAAAAUCGACUACUUAAGGAGUCUCCAACAGCCACCACACCCUGCAUAAGUCAGAGAAAAAAGAGGCAAACCAGGGUCACUUUCACGCCGUUCCAAGUGCAAGAGCUGGAGAAAGUCUUUCAGCAGACUCAGUAUCCAGACGUCAACAUCAGAGACGAGUUAGCCUCUUGCCUGCACCUCACUGAGGGCCGAAUACAGAUUUGGUUCCAGAACCGCAGAGCCAAAUGGAGGAAGGCCGAAACACUGAAGGACAUAGAGCUGAUGACUAGACAGCACAUACAGUUAGCUACUCAUCAGCCGCUUUAUUAUGAGAAGCCCCAGCUGCAAGCAACGUGCUGGCUGCCAUGCUGCUUGCCUAAAUUCACUCAUUCAAGGUUGUUCCUGAGAGCAACAUCAACACCAGCCACACUGAUCAACCCACUGGGGACAGAAAGAUAGCGUCUUCAUUAUUCUUACAAAUGAGUUUAUUUCUCUAGAUCCCCAUUAGCUUCCACUACAGUGGCUGCUAGUUUUCCUGGGGUCCACAGGGUCAAAAAUACAUCCUAAAAAUUACAGUGUAAAAAAUAUAAUCAUCGUAAACACAAAAGUAAAAGGAAACAUUUGUGAUCGAGUAGCAUUAGGGAUGUUCAGUCAUGUAAUUUAAAAGUAAAAAAAAAAAAACGUGCUGAUUGUGGUUUUGGUGAUGAUACUAUACUCUUAAAAUUUUUGUUUUAAUGAUGUGAGAUACAAAGAUCAUGAUGUACAAAACUAGUCUCAACUAUAAUCUUUAAAUUUUAUAUUUUUUAUAUGAAGAUUUAUCAGCAAUUGUUAAAAUGUGUAGAAGAAUAGAAUAAAACUAUUUUCCACCAAAGUGGAAAUUUGUGUUGGCCGCCUGAAAUUAGCAUGUUACCAACUGAACUUUUUGUGUAAAGCUGACAUUUAAAAUGAAUCCUCUGGCUGCCCACUGAGAGCAUUCACUUGGCUUUCUUUGUAAUAAAAGUUCUUGUGAUAACUUUGUAGACAUGUCCUGCAUUUAGUUCAAGGUUUGGGGAUAAG
This is a messenger RNA of Monopterus albus (swamp eel), 1403 nucleotides long. Its product is annotated as intestine-specific homeobox-like. The transcript is spliced from 5 exons. The coding region runs from base 141 to 806 and encodes 221 amino acids. Gene Ontology annotation, biological process: regulation of transcription by RNA polymerase II. Gene Ontology annotation, molecular function: RNA polymerase II transcription regulatory region sequence-specific DNA binding; DNA-binding transcription factor activity, RNA polymerase II-specific. The record is from RefSeq and is a predicted model, not a curated record. Lineage: Eukaryota; Metazoa; Chordata; Actinopteri; Synbranchiformes; Synbranchidae.